AUGGACACCCUAAAAGGCUGGCAGUUCGAGGACAGCGAUCGAUCCUCGUGGGAUAUUGUCUGGACAUGUCUGACUACCAUCUUCGCCUGUACAUGGACUAUCCUGCACCAAAACGUACCCACGCGGUAUGCCUCGGAGAACCUGGUAACUGCUUCCAAGCUCUUGUCGUGGGCUAUAACCUUCCUGGCCCCCGAGGCGCUCUUCCUUAUAGCUCUGGACGAGUUAUGGGGCGCAUGGUCGAUGGCCAGGCGCUGCAAUGCGGCCCAAGGGAGCACUGGUAGCAGCGACUCUGUGACAGGAGAGCCCAUGUCAUGGCUAUAUAACCGAACCAAGCCGCUGUCUGAAGCCCACGCUAUUAACAACAUGGAUCUGUACCCUCUCCCCGCGCGUUGGACGGUUGCGCACUGCUUCUGUGUCCAAAUGAACGGGGUGACUCUGGAGACAGAGGAUGGAUGGAUCUACUAUGUGAGGAAAGACCAGAUUGUCGCCUUUGUUGAGGCAGGUAUUAUCAGGAGUCCUGACUUCACCGACCGAGACAUCACCGACCGAGCGAAAUCAGAUGCCUUUGCGAAGGCGUUUACCGUUUUACAGAGUACCUGGGUCACCGUGAACAUCGUCGCUCGCGCUGGGUAUAACCUCCCUAUCACCCCACUGGAGUUCUCGACGCUGGCAUAUAUCGCCUGUGCCCUGAUGACCUACGCCUGCUGGUGGAAAAAGCCCCAGGGCAUGGCCGUUCCCAUCACAUUAUACCUGCGAUGCACUCGCGCUGGCCUACCGCUGCAGAUUCAAAACCUUACUGAUGUAUUUCCGAAGCGAUGGGAGCACCGUCGUGUGUUCUCACGCAGCCGUGUCAGUACCGCAUUCCGGCGCUUAGGGACAGAGCUCCAGACUGGUUUUAUGGCCGAGCCCGCCGAGGGAGGCAUAAGAAGAGGAUAUUCGGGACAUACAGUGAAGGAAGAGUCCCUUGGGAACACGAUGAUCGCCUUAUCAGGGCUUGUUUUCUGCGGAAUUCAUGUUGCUGCGUGGAAUUUCCCAUUUCCAACGCAUGCUGAAGCUAUCGCCUGGCGGGUAUUUGCACUCACUGGGCUUGGAUCGGUGGUUGUGAUGUAUCUAGUCGGUCAAGUACCACCCACUCUGACAUGGCUCCGCGAUAAAGGAGUUACUUUGCCCCGCUGGGCCCAAGGAUUAAGUGACCGGGAAGAUGGGUUCACCGCAGGGGAAAUAUUCUUGUCUUUCUUUUCCCUGUUAUUAUAUAUCCUGGCUCGCCUGGGACUGGUGGGGUUAACACUGUCUUCGUUGCGAGCGCUGCCUGCUAGUGCCUAUACUGCAGUGGUCUGGCUGGAUUCCAUUCCGCAUAUAUAA
Molecule: messenger RNA, 1362 nt
Organism: Aspergillus versicolor CBS 583.65
Lineage: Eukaryota; Fungi; Ascomycota; Eurotiomycetes; Eurotiales; Aspergillaceae
Exons: 2
Coding region: 1-1362 (453 amino acids)
Source: RefSeq, a predicted model, not a curated record